Molecule: messenger RNA, 639 nt
Organism: Cuscuta campestris
Lineage: Eukaryota; Viridiplantae; Streptophyta; Magnoliopsida; Solanales; Convolvulaceae
Source: the annotation of a GenBank genome assembly
AAAGCUAACCCGGUUCGCUUCUGCACACUAGAGAAUCCCCGACCCCAAGUCUUUAUCUUUUUCGCUGAAGCACAAAAAAACUCGUAACACACAUCUAGAAAUCCUCUAGAACCUACCAAACCCCUCCGAUCAUCUUCUUCCUUGCUCGAAUCGGAAUCUCCGCCGUCAUUUCCGCCGCGCAGAGCGAAGGACGAAGGAGAGCGGAAGGCGAUUCAGCGAAGAUGCUGCACAUGUUCUUCGGCGUGGCGUUCUCGGCCGUUCCUUUGACUCUGUACAUCCCUCCGGUGAGAAGCUUGAAUCUGUUUGUGGAGAUCGUGGAGGAUCUGUGCAGGGAAUCGAGGACUUACACCGGGAGGGUUUAUCCUCGCCUCAGGCGCGCUUGGUCCAGGAUCUUCAAUUCUCUGAUUCGGAAUUCGGUUUCUGUUUCUGGAAGGUAGGUUAUUGUUGCUUUUCUGUCAAUUUGGAAUUCCUGUAGAUAUUGCUGCGCCUGUUUUUGGGCUCUAACUUCAUCUCUUGAGUUUCUGGGUUAUUUUGCUUUUUAUGAUGAAUUUGGUGGGACUGGUGGGAGUUUUUUUAAUUCCUGAGAAAAGAAUUUGUUGUUCUUGUACAUGAUGAAGAGAAUACAGUGUAAUCCUUUGU